AUGCUGGAGUCGACCUGCAGGGCCUUCUUCGACCUGCAAGGAGUCCAGCUCCGUCCCACCCCGGAUGCAGUCAUGACGACCCACUGUGCUCGAGUGGUAGAGAGCGCACCCGCACAGAACAGAUCCGAAGCGGUAGAGGGACAGAUAGACGUACCUGCCGCAAACCGGGACGCAAAUCCAAGAGUUGGGUUUAUUUCAUAUUCUCGCCGACCUGCACCGAGGGAUGCAGUACUGAGUGGCCCGACAUCAAGGGCAGCCACUGCUGACGAGCGUGAUAGGUCUGGAGAUAGGCAGCACAGGUUUGCUGAUCGGGUUAGGAGGCCGCGGGAACGCGAAGCACGGACGGAGACCGACUUGGCAAGCGUAGCAGAUGAAGGCGAGGAGGGUGUAGAAGAUCCACAGCUGCCAAGUCAGGUCGAACAGGCAGAGGAGCACUGGAGGAAGGCGGCUGAUGAAAAGCGGAUGGUCGAAGCAGAAGCCAAGAGUAGACGGGCUGAAGAGAUGCAGCGGCGCAGUGAUGGCGGCACCGAUCCUACCGUCUCUUUCCCGGGAACUGGAGACAUACGUGAAGCAUGGGAGCGUGGGGCACGAGCCGCUGCAAGGGCACACGUGGGAGAGGCAGGAGAGGAGCUCGCCAGCAAUGUGCGGCAGCAUAUCGAGGAGGAUAGGGGAUACGUGAAAGUUCGCUUGCCUAGCCUAAAGCGGAAGGCGGCAGAAGAGGCCCGGAGAGGGGACGUCGACGUGCCAGAGAAUUCGGGAGAGGCGAAAAAGAAGGAGGAGAGCAACGCGGGUGCUAAGGCUCAUAAGAUGGUGGAGGUAGAGGCGCACCAGAAUGCAGAGGAUGCGGCCCAUCGGUUCGUCGAUGCAGAGGCGGUACUUACGGCAGAGGACGGGGCGCCAAAGGAAGUAGAGUCUGCGGCGCAGCAGAAGGUGGGUGCAGAGGCGGUCAAGGGUGCGGAGGCAGUCGCGCGUAAAGAAGCGGGUGCAGCAGCAGAGCUGACGUCGGAGGCAGACGAGCUGAUGGUUGUGGAGGCAGUGGCGCAGAAGGAAUCAGAGGCAAUGGCGAGCCAGAAGGAUGAGGCAGCGGCGCAGCAGAAUGAUGAGGCAGACGCACAUAAGGAAUCAGCGGCAGCAGCGCAGCACAAGGAUGAGGGUGCGGCGCCGAGGAUGGUUGAGGCAGAGGCGCAGAAGGAAUCAGAGGCAGCGGCGCAGCAGAAGGAGGAGGGUGCGGCGCCGAAGAUGGUUGAGGCAGAGGCGCAGAAGGCAUCAGAGGCAGCGGCGCUGCAGAAGGAGGAGGGUGCGGCGCCGAAGAUGGUUGAGGCAGAGGCGCAGAAGGCAUCAGAGGCAGCGGCGCUGCAGAAGGAGGAGGGUGCGGCGCCAAAGAUGGUUGAGGCAGAGGCGCAGAAGGCAUCAGAGGCAGCGGCGCUGCAGAAGGAGGAGGGUGCGGCGUCGAACAUGGUUGAGGCAGAGGCGCAGAAGGAAUCAGAGGCAGCGGCGAGGGAGAAGGAUAAGGCAGCGGCGCUGCAUAUGGAGGAGGCAGACGCACAUAAGGAAGGAGAGGCUCAGAAUAAGGCAGAAGCAGCGGCGCGGCAGAAGGCGGAGGCAGAGGAGCAGAAACAGGCUGCGGAAGAGGCACUACAACUGGCUCGGGCUGAAGCGCGGAAGAAGGCUGUUGUAGAGGCGCAGAAGAAGGCGGAGGGUGUUGCGCAGAAGAUGUCAGAGGCCGAGGAGCAGAAGCAGGCUGAGGCAGACGCACGAAGGAAGCCAGAUGGAGAGGACGGUUCAGAUGGGAAUAAAAUGGUACAGACAGAGGGACGGGAGACGGCGGGUGCUGAGGGGCACAUCAUCGCAGAGGAAGAGGGGCAGCAUAACGAGGAGGCAGCGUCGCAGGUAUUCGCAUACCGAGAGAUGCAGAGCAUGGCAGAGACAGGGCGUCAAAAUACUAUGGAGGAGGUUCGUGUCGUCCCGGAGGCUGGAGUGGGGCACUACGAGGGAGAUGCGUUGGAAACAGAAGAGGAGCAGAAUGAGGAGGAUACGGUACAUCCGGCAGUCCGGAUAUUUUUGGGAGGAAGUCCGACGCGGGGACCAGGAACCGGGGUAGAGGGGCCAUGGAGGGUGGCAGACGAUGGGGCGCCUAGGGAUACAGUGGAUCUCAACAGGCAGAGGCGGCCCACCCUUCACCAGAGAGCAGUGGAGAGGAAUCUCGGCCAAGGCGGGGUGGCAGAAGCGUUUUGGCAGGUAGAGUGGGUCGAGGCAGAGACGGCAAUACGGCGGAUGCUGCAUCGGACGAGUACAGUCCUGGUCAAACAAGGUGACAGGUUCGUCGAGGCCGAAAGCUGGGACAUAAGCCCGGCAGAGGUAACGCGUCGUCUGACGCUCUUAGCCCGAAUGGUGACGCAGACGUUCUGCAACUUGGCGGCCCGCAACAGCAGCAUCAGUCGCGACGUGGCCGAUCUGACCGUCCAUUACUGUCGCGACGCCCUGGCCAACCUGGAAGAAGUCCGCCAUGGAAACGAGGAACGGCGGCGCCAAGCUGAAACGGCGGCCAGGUUUCGCGAGGAGGUGGACACGAGACUCUCCAACUUGCAGGAGAGUAUCGUAAGGGUGAGUGAUCAGGUUCGCCAGUCGGGAGGGGGGAUGGCGGAGGGCACGUUAAAGGGGGUGGAAGAGAGGUUGAGAGAGGUUCUGAGAGAAGAGUCUGAGCGGCGGAACAGGGAUAGACUGCAGGACGAGGAGCGGAGGCAGAAGGCCAUGAGGAAGGAAGCAGACGCCGCAGAGAGACGGAAGAAGGAACAACAGCAGGAGGAAGCGCGUCGGCAGAAGGAGAUGAGAGAGGGAAUGAAGGAGAUGAAGGAGGCGAUGAUGAAGGAGAUGAAGGCAGAAAUGAAGGAGAUGAAGGAUGGGAUGGUAAACCAGAUUGUGGGGAGGUUGAGCGCGGUUUUGCGAGAAGUAUCCGAGCGGCAGAAGAAGGAGAGGCAAGUGGACGCGGAGCGGCGACAACAGCAGGACGCGAAGAGGAAACAAGUGGCGGACGACGAGGAGAGACGCAAGAGGAUACAACUGGACGAGCAAUGGCGGAAGGAGGAGGAGGUGAAGAGGAAGGACGUAGAGGCCACAGAGCGGCGGAGGAAGAACAAACAUCAGGAGGAAGAGCGACGGCAGAAGGAGGUGGAGGCGGGAAUGAAGGAAGUGAUGGAGGCUGUGAAGGAGAUGAAGACGGGGAUUACGGGGUGGAAGGAGGGGAUGAUAAGUGAGGUGGAAAAGCGGCUGUCAAUGGUUCUGAGAUUGGACGCAGAGCGGCGGCAAAAGGAGGAGCAGGGUAGGAAGGCAACGGAGGGAGAUCGGCGACAGAAGGAGGAUGCGCAGAGGAAGGAGGCAGAGGAAGCAGAGCGGGUGGAGAGGGAGAAACAGCAAGAGAUGGCGCUCCUGCAGAAGGAGGAGGCGCAGCGGAAAGAUGCAGAGGAGGCCGAGAGGCAGGAGAGGGAGAAACAGCAGGAGAUGGCGUGCCUGCAGGAGGAGGACAGGCAGAGGAAGGAGGCAGAGGAGGUAGAGCGGCGUCAAAGGGCGAAACAGCAGGAAUUGGACCGCCUGCAGAAGGAGGAGACGCAGAAGAAGGAGGCAGAGGAGGCCGAGCGGCAGCAGCGGGCAAAACAGCAGGAGAUGGAGCGCCUGCAGAAGGAGGAAGCGCAGAAGAAGGAGGUAGAGGAGGCCGAGCGGCAGCAGAGGGCGAAACAGCAGGAGAUGGAGCGCCUGCAGAAGGAGGAAGCGCAGAAGAAGGAGGCAGAGGAGGCCGAGCGGCAGCAGAGAGCGAAACAGCAGGAGAUGGAGCGCCUGCAGAAGGAGGAAGCGCAGAAGAAGGAGGCAGAGGAGGCCGAGCGGCAGCAGAGAGCGAAACAGCAGGAGAUGGGGCGCCUGCAGAAGGAGGAAGCGCAGAAGGAGGCAGAGGAGGCGGAGCGGCAGCAGAGGGCGAAACAGCAGGAGAUGGAGCGCCUGCAGAAGGAGGAAGCGCAGAAGAAGGAGGCAGAGGAGGCGGAGCGGCAGCAGAGGGCGAAAUUGCAGGAGAUGGAGCGCCUGCAGAAGGCGGAGCAAUGCCGAGCAGAGAAGAGGGCCAGACUUGCAUCCUACGCGGAACAGCAGCGGCAACUGGAGGCAAAGGCAAAGGCGAUGGCUGAAGAGACGGAACGAUUGGCAAGGGAGAUGGAAGAGGAGGAUUUGACCAUGCAGGGGGAGGGGACCUGGACAGGAGUCGAGGAGGAUUUGACCAUGCAGGGGGAGGGGACCUGGACAGGAGUCGAGGAGGAAAUAGUUGAGGGGUUGGGGACUUUGCUGUUGAUUGAGAGCGGGGAGGCGAAUGUAGCAGAGGGCGUGCCUAGUGUUCCUGUACGGAAUGUAGAGGUGUCCAGGAGGCGGCCUAGACAAGAGGACAGGGAGCCGGAGGGUCAUGCGGCUAAGAGACGGCGUGCAGCUGGAAUACAGGAGUUGAUACCCAUAAUCCAAGGGGAAAAGAAAGGGAUGAAGAUCGACAAGUGUGACAACAGGAAAAACGCCGUAGUGGACGACAAGGGUAAGACUUUGGGUGUCUGCCUGCCGUUCAGGGGAAGCGGGUUCUCUCAACGGGGCGAGGGAGCUUUGCAGAAGUGGACGUCUGAGCAGACCGUCGGUGGCCGAAAGACCUCGACUGCUGGAAGUUCUGCAUACGGCAUGAAUCCAAACCGUAUUAACAAGUGGCGGGAAGACCUCGACUUCACAACGUGGCUUCCAACAGGGGUGUGGAGCGUCAUCAACGAACUUCACCUGGACAAACCGGACGGAUUCUCACUCGUUCAAACCAACACGGCUCUUCGGCAGCAGCAGGGGGAUGGCUUUCAGGUAGCUGCCUGCGCUGGUGUCGGAAUAACUGCGUGGCAGAAGAUGGUGGGAGGCGUGGAGGGUGAAAACGGCUAUUCGACGGAAGAACACGCAAUCGGACUUGCCGCCACGUUGUCUGUAAUAUGGGCCGCAUCCACGAAUGUGGACCAGACCCAGUGGGAGACGGGCGCAACAACAGCUGCACGUGGAACUUCUACGGCCAUAGCAUCUUCUGCUGCCAGAUCGUCCACUGCUGCCACCGCCUCGUCGGAUGCCUCGUCAUCUUCUGCGGCCGAUGUGCCCUCUGCCGUCCACAAUGCCCUUGCGACGCUUGCAGCCUCGGUUGCUUGCGUUGCGGUUGAGGCGAUGAGGUCGGUAAAGGAUCAGGAGCAUGACAAGGAAGCGUGGAUUCUGCCCCUGUCGGAUGCGCUGCUGAAAGCGCUUCCGGCAGAGUCGCGAGCGGCCGAGGAUGCGAAGCGGAUGACGAGGGUGGUGGCAAAGGUGGUGACCUCUUGGUGCCUAUGCAGCAUGGCAUCAAGAGGCCUUCGCCAGCACCAGGGCGUCUGGCUCGGAGUCCUGCAGAAGAAGUUGGGCGGCCGGGAUACCACAACAGGGGCGGAUAAGGAGAAGAAAACCAAGAAAUCGUCCGCGAAGGGGAACGCGACGAAGGAUGCGUCGACGGAGGAGAACACCGGCACUAGCGGCCAGGAUUGA
Molecule: messenger RNA, 5562 nt
Organism: Closterium sp. NIES-65
Lineage: Eukaryota; Viridiplantae; Streptophyta; Zygnematophyceae; Desmidiales; Closteriaceae
Source: the annotation of a GenBank genome assembly